Molecule: messenger RNA, 1065 nt
Organism: Lachancea thermotolerans CBS 6340
Lineage: Eukaryota; Fungi; Ascomycota; Saccharomycetes; Saccharomycetales; Saccharomycetaceae
Product: KLTH0D06974p
Exons: 1
Coding region: 1-1065 (354 amino acids)
Source: RefSeq, a predicted model, not a curated record
AUGUGCUCGAAUGAGGAGUGUCGCGCUAUUCUACCCAAGAAGGAGCGGGAGCUGUUGCUGAAGGCGGCAAAGGUUGAGAAGACGCGGGAUGACGGAACCACCGUUGUGGGAUUCCCCCGCGUCAAAUGCGAUGGUAUGAUGCUCAUCGAUGACUCGCGGGAGGACCUGUAUAACCAGCACCGGAAGCCUGGGUUCUGUAACAGUUGCAAGGCAACACAUUCAAUGAGCUGGUACAAUGACAAUGUGUACAAGGGAAAGAGGAUAUGUCACAACUGUAAUACAUACCAGUGCUACACGCAGGCAAGGUGCCAAAAUGAAGCGUGUUCUCUGAUCCAUCACUCGAAACAUCUCACUGAGAUCAAGCUAAACUACCGCCGGGAGACAGGAAAGAAUGCAGGCAUCGAAGCGGUGCUCAAAUGCAUCAAGUGUCAGGGUCCAGUUGCUAUUGACAAAACCAAAACUAUACGCGACAGGAAAGUUCCUUACAAGCCUGGGGCGUGUCUCACUUGCGAUCGGAGAAGUGAGCGGAAGUGGAAGCGGAUACCCUGGGACAAGGUGAGUAGUCAAAGAAUGUGUGGAAAAUGCGAGGCCCGCUACAGGAAGACUGCGACCAGGUGUCUGAAUACCGGAUGCUCACACAUCCAUACUAUUGGAGAGGUUGCGAAGAUGGAGAAUAUGGGCAAGAUAAAGGCACACCUACCUGAUGGAACGAUAGUUUUGGGUCACCCUUGCGUGAAGUGUGGCUGCACGACUUACAAAGACACAAGCAUGAAGCUAAGCUGCAGGAAAAAAGCGGAAGCUGGGCAAAUGUGUUACAGUUGCAAGAGUCAGAUCAAGGGCGUGGCAGAGUUAGUAGCUUGGGACAAACAGAACCCCGAACGCCUCUGUAGGGCGUGCUUCUGGCGCUACCAUACGUAUAAAGCGCACUGCGACUCAGCCGAAUGCUCCCUUGUGCCAAACAAAGAGGGCCUCGAUGCUUUGAAGAAAAAGGGACCCAUAGAAGUGUGCGAAGAAACACCAGUGAAGAAAGUGUACCAUGCGCCGUGCCCAAAGUGCAAGGGCUAA